AUGCUUCGAGCCAUUGAAAGAAGUGCGCUUACAUCCAAUCAUAUCAACGUUGCCAAAAGCUCCUUCGCCACGACAGCAACAGCGAGCAAGAUGACCGACACGAGCAAGUACAAGUUCAACCACUCGAUGCUGCGAGUCAAAGACCCGCAAGCAUCGGUCAAGUUCUACGAGCACCUGGGCAUGCAGCUCAUCGAGCAGAAGAAGUUCCCCGACAACAAAUUCGACCUUUACUUCCUCGCCUACGCCGGCCAGAACUCCGCCUCGGGCUCCAACCACUGGACCGACCGCGAGGGAAUCAUUGAGCUCACGCACAACUACGGCUCCGAGAACGAUCCCAACUACAAAGUCGCCAACGGUAACAAGGAGCCCGGGAAGGGGUUCGGACAUACGUGCAUCUCGGUCGAUAAUAUCCAGGCGGCGUGUAAGCGCAUCAGCGAUGCUGGGUAUAGGUUUCAGAAGAGGUUGGAGGAUGGACGUAUGCAUCAUAUUGCCUUUGCGCUCGACCCGGACGACUACUGGGUUGAGAUUAUCAGCCAGAAGAACGUGGAGCAGACCAAGGACGUAACAGAGACGGACCCGGGUUGCUAUCGUAUGAACCACACCAUGAUCCGCGUCAAGGACAAGGACGUCUCGAUCAAGUUCUAUGAGGACGUCAUGGGUAUGCAGCUCAUGCGCACGAACGAAAACAAGGACGCGGGUUUCACACUGUACUUUAUGGCGUACGGACCGCACCCCGGCGAAGCGACAGCGAAUGGCAUCAACCCCGGUGCCAGCAGAGAAGGCUUCUUAGAGCUGACGUGGAACCAUGGGACGGAGAAGCAGGAGGGCAAGGUGUAUCAUGAUGGGAACAGCGAGCCGCAGGGUUUCGGCCACAUCUGUGUCAGUGUGGAUGAUCUGGACAAGGCGUGCGAGAGGUUUGAGCAGAAGGGUGUAAGUUGGAAGAAGAGGUUGACGGAUGGGAGGAUGAAGAAUGUGGCGUUUGUGCUGGAUCCUGAUGGAUAUUGGAUCGAAGUGAUCCAGAACGAGAAAUUCAAGGCGCCUCCUGGCAACUACUAG
This is a messenger RNA of Saxophila tyrrhenica, 1056 nucleotides long. It is a transcript of the gene GLO1, whose product is annotated as Lactoylglutathione lyase. The coding region runs from base 1 to 1056 and encodes 351 amino acids. The transcript is spliced from 3 exons. NCBI's taxonomy places the organism in Eukaryota, Fungi, Ascomycota, Dothideomycetes, Mycosphaerellales, Extremaceae. Gene Ontology annotation, molecular function: lactoylglutathione lyase activity; metal ion binding. The record is from RefSeq and is a predicted model, not a curated record.